UGGUAGCGAUAUGGUAAGUAGAAUUUUAUUAAACAAUCUUUUGUUAGAUGAUUGAUCCUGAUACGUAGCCUUCCCUCAAUAAAGCUUAAUGUAAGGCUAGAGCAACUAACUUGCAAGUCAGGAAUCUAAGAUUCGCUUAUUUUGAUUUUAAAACUAGUUCUGGCAGCACAGUGCCCUGCUGGAACAGACACCUCCAUGAAGGUAAAAAGUUAUGCUUUCAGAUACAAUACUUUCACAAAUAUUGAUGUUGUCAAUGGGAUCUCAUGUCCAGAUAAUUCAUGAGUCUUUCUUACUUCAAAUGGUUUCAAAAAUAGCUGGGACAGAGUCAGUCUCUUCAGGUUUGACUCCAGCCUCAACAUGGUGUGGGAGUUCAACCUUGAUGAUAACAUUGCUAAGAACGGAAUUGCUUUGCACUCAUCAGGGUCUAACUUGGUCUUGGUGACUCAGUCAACAGCUGAGUGUCUUCUUGUCAAGCUCGACAGUGCAACCAGAUCCAUUGUUGAGCAACUCAAAAUUGGAAGUGCUACUGAUUGAGACUCUCUAACAUUCUCUGAUGACUACUCCAGUAUCUAUGUUUCAGGCAAAGUUUCUUCGAGUCCUCAUGUGUUUAAAAUUGGAUAUGCGGAUUUUGGAACUACUUCCAUUACUUCGAUCCCAAUCGGUAUGGAUUCUGUGUACUCUAUCCACUCAUAUGUGAACUCAGGACAAGAACUCGUGAUGAUCAGUGGUGCAGUGACAAGUCCCACUCAAUCUUACAGCUUGGUGUCAGUCAACUAUGACACAGCCACUCAACAAUGGGCCAAGAAGUUAGACUGUCCUACUUCAUGAGUGUUGACUGGAACCAAUGAAGCAUUGGUUUUAGAAUCUGAUAACAAAAUCGUCAGCUAUUUCUUAGAUACAAAGCCUAUCAUUUAUGUGAGCAACCUUGCAGAUGGAGCUCUUGUGGGAUCCUACGUUCCAGACUUCACCCAGAGCAACCUUGAAAUUAGUAGCAUCGCUUACUCAGCUUCGUUCAGCAAAGUGUUUGUGCUGAUGAAGUAUGAUUCUGGAGCAUACAAACUCGAGUAUGAUCCUGCAAUUGGUUCAUUCUCGAAUGCUUAUGUGAGUACUGCAAUCAGACCAGGAUGGAUCCUUGAAGCUGGAGGCCACACUUUGAUCGGGUCUGGAGUUCAUAGUGAUGCUGAUGUCAUGGGAGUGUCUCGACUUGCUUCUAAUGGAGAAACUGGGAUCAAUACUGAUGUUGCAUUUACUUCUACAUCAAAUUCAUUUGUUGUAUCAUCUGGGUAUCCUUACUCUAACGAUGCCACAUCAUUUGUUUCUGCAGCUCCUGGAACUGUAACUAAAGCAACCUCCAAUGUUGGAAUAAACAAUUUGCCAUCCACAAAAAUUUCCAACACUCUGGAUUUCGAGUCUGAAGUGGUAUUUAAAACAAAAAACUAUGUGUUGGAUACAUCUGUAGGAGCCACCGGAAACAUUCCAAAUUUCUUUCCAUGCUCGAUCAGUGGAUCAACUUCAAUAAGUUCUGUGAUUGAUCCCCAUUCAAAUGGCCAGCCUAAGCCUUCGUGGAUAACUAUUGGGGGUGACUUGCUUUCAUUUGAUUAUGCUGUUCCGUCUUCAGCAGGAGGACAGACAUUUUAUUUCACUGGUAAGAGCACUGUUGAUGGGCAGACAUAUUUACAAGAUGUUCAGAUUAAUGUGGCCACUAACUCAAACCCUUCACCAAGCCCUCCACCAAACCCUUCACCAAACCCAUCACCAACUCCUUCGAUUCCAAGUUCCUCUUCUUCCUUCCCUUCAACUUGUGGAAUCUCAAACUGUAAGACUUGAAGUUCGUCUGAAUGUACUGCUUGUCAGGAUGGCUACAUAUUGACCAGUUCACAAACCUGAGAAGUCGUGGAUGGAAGUCUCAAUUUAAAUUCUUCGCUAGUCAUUGCUGGCUUUGCAGGUGCAAUGACUACAACCACAUUAUCAGGAGUAUUGUUUCAAUCAUCGUCUCAAAACAUGUGGGCUAUGCUAAACCAAUACCAACUGUUUAUGGUGAUUCCAUUUCUGAGAUCUGAUCUGCCUCUCGACUUCAGAAAGACCAUCAAAGCUCUUCAGACCAGCAUCCUCAACAUCAACAUUCUGAAUACAAAAAGCCUCCCAGGGUUCCAGAGCAUCAUCGAGCAACUGGAUUAUGAGAACCCGUACACAGAGUUCAGAGAUAACGAGUAUGAAUCAGGGAGUGCCUUCGUCAACUGAUUCGAUCUGAUUGUCACUCUGGUUGGCUCGGCGAUUUUAGGGCUGUGAAUGCACCUUGCUUUAAAGCUCGUUUGAACCCGAAAAAACAGUGGAUUCCAAUCAAAAUUCUACAGCUAUUUCGUAUCUUUGUUUUAUUUCAAACUAUAUUUGAGAUUUUUCUUGGAAAGCUUUUUGUUUGUCUGCCUGGUCUGCAUGAGCGAAGUAUUCAGAGCUGAUAAAAUCACUGCUAGCCCACUCUCAUAUUACAUCAGUCUCGGAAUCAUAAUAAUCCUUCUCUUAUUAAUGCUACUUGUAGUUAUUUUGUUCUGCAUGUUAUUAAAGCCUCAUGAAAAUAAAUAUGUCAAGGAACUCUUUGAAGGAUUCAAAAUCAAUAAUCUUGCUCAACUCCAGAACUUCACAUUCCUUACCAGAAGAUUCCUCGUAGUUACAAUUAUUGUAAUGAUGAGGUCAGCUCCACUAAUGUCAAAGUUAUUUAUUUAUGCAUUACUUCAAUUAGCUUCACUGAUGUUGACAGUGAUUGUCCGUCCUCACGACGAAAAGUGAUCUAACAUCAUUGAGAUUGUCAAUGAAGUUACCUACUUUUGAACGAUGGUUCUGGUAUUUUGUACCCAAAAAAUCGACUCUAUCAUACUUGAUGAACUGCUGAAUAACUCGAUUGUUUGCAACACAGCCAUAAUCGCUAUAAUAAGUGCCAUAAAUCUGGUUUACGAAUCUGUGAAGUACAUCUAUUCGAAGAGGGAGAGGAAGAGGGUGCAACCUCUCACCAAGAGAGUCACUGUGCAUAGCAGCAAGUAUUUGAAUACCAUCCAGAAAGACCUGAAUGCCUCCAUAUCAAUGAACCAACAUGAGGACAUGAGACCGCAGAAUGUCGACACUACUAAAGAUACCAGCAAAGAAUUUGAAAUCAGCCCUGAACGCAAGCUUCAGCCCAGAGAGGUUGCAGUUCCAUACCGCAUGUUCAAGAAAUCCAAGUUUGCUAAACCUAAAAUAGUUGCAAUGAAUUAGAAAGACAUCAUGCCUGGUCUGGACACCCCAGAAGAUAAGAUUUUAUAAAUAUAAAACUUAU
Moneuplotes crassus is the source of this 3307-nucleotide messenger RNA. The record is from the annotation of a GenBank genome assembly. Lineage: Eukaryota; Ciliophora; Spirotrichea; Euplotida; Euplotidae.